AUGUCUGCUUCUACAGAAACUCGUAGCCUAUGGCUAGAGAUCCUUCAAUCAACUGGCCGCAUAAAAGGAGUUAAUUCUGGCCAUUUUCGUGUCCUUUCAAUCCUCUUCGUCUUGCCUAUCUUUUUCACUCUCGUCGUAUAUCCUUAUUUCCACCUUGCCGUCUUUCAUCCUGACUACGAUUUCACCACUUUCACUCAACCUCAACUUUCCCACUUUUUCGUUUCCAAUUUCGAAAUAUUCUUACUCCUAAUGUUUACUUUCUUUGUGUUCCUGUUUUUCCUUUGUGACGUAGCUACAAUUACAUAUAGCACGGUUCAUGCAUCCUAUGGUAGACAUAUCAACCUUGUUUCGUCUAUUAAAUCUAUCAGAAAUUCCUUCUUCCCUCUUCUCUCUACCUUUAUCGUAUCGCAAACCAUUUUCAUUUCGAUCACUCUCCUUUUCGCGCUAGUUUUGGUGCUGUUAUCCCAAACUCUUCAAACUCUUGGACUAGUUGAACUCAAAUAUGACCUGAAUCACUUCUUAUUUUUGGUAUUCGCGUUAAUUGUGCUCGUACCAGUUCUGAUAUGGCUACAGGUAAACUGGUCAUUAGCUUAUGUGGUAGCAGUGGUUGAAUCCAAAUGGGGUUUCGAAACACUGAGAAGAAGUGCACAUUUAGUAAAGGGGAUGAGAUCGGUAGCUUUAUCGGUGAUGUUGUUUUACCUUGUGAUGGUGGAAACGGUGGGUGGUAGUUCCAUGUAUUUAGUCACCAUGGGUACAGCAAAGGGUGAGCAAAUGUUGCAGAUGUUGGAGAGUUCAGUGAUGGGAUAUGUGAUGAUGAAUCAGUAUCUCAUGGGGAACGCGGUGUUGUAUAUGUAUUGCAAGGACUUGAAUGAUGAAACAUUGCCCUUUGAGAUUGGAGACGAAUUUGGCAACGAAUACGUAUCUCUUAAUAUGGUAUGA
Lycium barbarum (goji berry) is the source of this 939-nucleotide messenger RNA. RefSeq lists its product as uncharacterized. The transcript has a single exon. Lineage: Eukaryota; Viridiplantae; Streptophyta; Magnoliopsida; Solanales; Solanaceae. The record is from RefSeq and is a predicted model, not a curated record. The coding region runs from base 1 to 939 and encodes 312 amino acids.